AUGUUGUGUGUACUAGUCCUGUGCCCGGCUUUGCUCGUCGCCGUGCAGACGUUGACCAUCGAUUCGCAGCUGGGUACCUCUGUUGAAGACUGCUUCGAGAGAAUAUCCAUUGGAGAACAACUACCACCCGACGCCAUCUAUCGGAACGUGUCGGAACUAACUACUCGCGAGUGCGAACAAAUCUGCAAGCAGGAUAAGCAGUGUCAGACCUACGACUAUGGGGUCGGAGCUAAAGGCAACGCGACAUGCAACCUCAGCAUACUCAACGAAAAGGAGCUGAAAGAGAAAAGCCUUCUUCGACGUCACCCUGACUACGACGUCUACAUACGUCGCAUCCUAUGCGAGCAAUCUCCCCCCUCCCCCCUCCAACCACAGUUCGAUGACCCUGGAGAUGGUCCAGGGCCUGUCCACCGGCCCGUCUUCAGACCUGAUGACGACGAGUUCAAACGCCCUUUAAAUGACUACCCAAGUGACUCCAGACCAUAUGAAACGAGACCAGACCUGAUCAAACCAAUUCCUCCAUACAGACCCCCAUAUAACAACCACAUAGACAACGACAGACCUGAUGACUAUUUUAAUCAGAAACCAGCAUUUGAUAGCCCUCCAAGUUAUGGUGCCCAUAAGCCCCAAGAUAUCCCAUAUAGACCCCACAAGCCGUACCAAAACCAGUCUUCUCACAAACCAGAUCCAUAUGAUGAGCUGCAAUUCCAAGGACCUUACAGACCAUCAAGGCCUUUGGACCCAUCGUUUUGGAGACCAGAUCCGUACCAUCCUCCUCAUUUGAACGAUGAGUUACCAGAUUUGUAUGGCCCGAAGCCCAUCAGGCCUAGUCGACCUAAUAAUAUAGACCCAUAUCAGUUAGAAAAGCCACAAUAUCAUUACAUAAUCCGGCCCAAUCGUAGACCCAGGCCAGAACUAGACUCAGGCUAUGGAGUGCAGCCUUUGAAGCCUGAUUAUCCGACUAAACCAGAUCCGUAUGGCCAGCAAGACUCAGGCCACCCAUCUGGGCCUGUAGGCCCACCAGAUCCGUAUAAGCCUUCGCAAGACUACCCAUCUAGGCCGUACAAUAAACCAAGCUAUAGUUACAACAGUCAAUACGCUAGCAGCUAUGGGCAAUCUCAAAACCAGGACAAUUCUAUUUACUUGGAAAUAUACGACUCUCCCAGUCCAUAUAGGCCUCCAAAAAGGCCAGUAAACGACAGGCCAAGUUAUGGUCCAGGGCAAAGUGGAUAUGGGCAAAAUUAUGGCUAUGGAGACCAAGGGAUCUAUGGUUAUGGCAGCCAUUCAUCUCACAACUCAUUCUCAUCCAAUAGUCACUCUUAUGGUCAAAGUAGUAUAACAGAACUUGAUCAGAACUACCACCGCCCUCAAGACUCAGGGUAUAGACCUUCAAAGCCUGCAUACGAUAGUCACAAUUCAGGGUAUGGCUCCAGUAGUGACACUACCCAAGGCUAUGGCCCUCAGACGCAGAAACCGACUACUCAAAGACCUUCGUAUAGCAGCAGUCAAGGAUAUGGUGGAAGCUCGCAAAGCUCUCAAUAUGGAAGUGAUCAUAGUGACGCAUCCUAUGGGUCUCAAUCUUAUGGGGGUAGCAAUCGACCCUCAUAUAACCAAGAUGACAACGAUAGUGGUUACGGUCUACAAAAGCCUCAGAAACCAAACGAUUCCAAUCAAAAACCCUCGUAUGGAAGCGACCAAGGAUAUGGUGGUGGUCAACCAUCUUAUAGUCCCAGCAAACCAAAUGAUGGUGGUUAUGGUGGAAGUCAAGGUUCUUAUGGGAGUCAUCAGUCAUUUGGCUAUACCGAGCAUCAUGACAGUCAGUAUUCAUCUCACCAAAGCAGCCAAUCCGCUGGUUAUGGUAUAAGUAGACCUCCUUACUCUGAUAGUCCUUCGUAUUCAGAUAAUCGACCAGGGUAUGGAGGGAACAGACCCUUAGGAGAUAAAAGACCUUCGUAUGAUAGACCAUCGUCUUCUUAUAACGAUAAACCUCCAUACAGCAAUGACAGGCCUUCAUACGGUAGUGAAAAGCCAUCUUAUAGCAAUGAUAAGCCAAGCAAUGAUAACAGGCCCUCAUAUGGGAAUGAUAGGCCUUCAUAUGGGAAUGAUCGGCCUUCUUACGGUAAUAAUAAACCGUCAUACAGUGACAAGCCUUCAUAUGAAAGUGACAGGCCUUCAUAUGGAAAUGAUAGGCCUUCAUAUGGAAAUGAUAGGCCUUCAUACGGAAAUGAUAGGCCUUCAUAUGGAAAUGAUAGGCCUUCAUAUGGAAGUGAUAGGCCUUCAUAUGGAAACGAUAGGCCUUCUUACGGAGAUAGGCCAUAUGAAACUAGCAGACCUGGCUAUGGCGAUACGAGCAAACCAAGUUAUGAUAAUAGACCAGCUUAUGGUGAAUCUACUAAGCCUUCAUAUGAUAAUAGGCCUUCAUACGGUGACAGACCUUCAUAUGAAAGUAAUCCUCCUUCAUACGGAGAUAGUCGUCCUUCAUUUGACAAUAACCGACCUGAUCCUUCUUACGGUAAUCGUCCUUCAUACGGCAGUGCUCAAGAAUCUUCACAAUCCGGUUACGGUUCUGAAAACGACUACAAGAACUCAGGUUACGCAAAACCGGGUCAAAAACCCGGUUCAAAACCGGUCGGAACCAGACCGAAUCAGACGGAUCUGGAUCGACCUAAUAUAAAACCGGUUUACGAGUAUGAGCUGGAGAAACCAAAUAAUGUACCAAGUUAUAUAGUAAGACCUAGUGGAGAAGUGAUCACUUCAAGACCUAUGACUGUUGGUGAUUAUGGUGAUAAGCCUGGACGAAGAGACCCUGGUUAUCCUGGUGCCCCGGUGUCUUAUAAAGCGUGCUUCAGAAGAGUGCUGGCAGGGAGGCGGGCCCUCCGCAGCUUCGUUCGGAAGGCGAUCGCGUGUGAGAGGCUGGAGGAUUGUCGCCGGGAGUGCGCUGUGGAGAGGAGGUUCCAUUGCGAGAGCUUCAACUACCGAUUGGACCCCUCCUUCCGAGGCAAAGGUCUCUGCGAGCUGAUGACGAAGCCGAUCGAAGCUUUCGACGUCGACCGGGACUUCGUGGAAGACAAGGACUACGACUUCUAUGAAGUGGACAGGAAUAGCUUGGAGCCAAACUGCCCGGAGUCAUUGGGAGGACCAGGGUUGCUGCACUCGGGGUUUCUUUCUUCUAAAUUACCGAUCUACCAGAACCAAUGGGACAGAAACGACUGGCAAGACAGCAGGUACAACCGGGACUACAACCGGUUCGAUGACAAGAGGAGGUAUAACGGGGGAAGAAGGAAGUAUGAUGACCAGUUCUACGUGCCGUAUCAGAUUGGUGUAGGCCGCAGCAGUGAAGCCGACAUCGAAAACUGGGGCACCUACGGCGGCGUCUAUGGCGGUUACGACAACUACUACAAGGAUCCAAACGAUUUCUACAACAGCGUCAACCAUUGGCGUAUACCCAACAACAGCAGGACCUAUGGCGUAAAGCCAGGAUACAACACUGACUUCGAUUACUUUAGUCUUGGGAAGGAGAGGUCCUGGGAGAGCCAGAGAUACGGAUCCUGGAAGAGAGGGAGGUGGAAUUCUUCGGGGACUAGUGGUCUGGACUAUGGGGAGUCUAAUUAUUAUAAGCCGAGCAAGCCUCACCAUUAUGCUGAGGAUAGGGAUGACGAUGUUGGUGGUAAAGACUGCUCCUCACGAAGACGACCAGGGAUGUCCCUGGGUUCUGGAGCCAUCCGAAGGUCGCUGCUCGCCAGGAAUGUGGUGGAGUGCGAGGCUGCCUGCUUUGAAGAGAGGGAGUUCAAAUGCGUGUCUUAUAGCUACAGAUAUUCAAGCUCCCGAGGCACAGACAACUGUUUCCUCAGUGAGCGUCCGUACCGAGGGUUGGAAUUGUCGGCUGACAGCGGUUCUGAUGUGUACGCCAUGCCGCAAGACCACGGAUGCUCCGUCAUCAGUCACAGACCUUGGGUUGAGAGUGAAUGUUUCUGGCACGUCCGCUCCGAGGCAGCAGUAAGCGGAGGAGCAGUGAGGGCCGCACUGACCGUGACAGGGCUCGGCGCGUGCGAGGCGGAGUGCAUACGAGCUCAUGCGUUCUUCUGUCGAGGAUUCAGCUUCAGAUACGACGCCCCCUCCAUAGGGGAUGACUUAGCCAACUGCAUCCUCACAUCAUCACCCCCCACCUCACUAACUGGGGGGAGUAUUCGUCGCUCCCACGGCCACGAGUUAUACGCGAGGGGGAACUACGGACGAGGGUGUGAACCGGCGCUGUAUGACGACGCGAGGCACAGCCACCAGGAAGAUGGGGAAUGCUAUCUGCAAUACGACAACGCAGCGAAACUGAUAGGCGCCGCCGUGCGCGGUCAAGCGAGAGUCACUGAUGAGCAAGCGUGUGGUGCAGCCUGUACUGAAGCACCUUUUAGAUGCCUGAGCUUCUCUUACAACAACCACGCUCCCAUAGGCGUCGACAACUGCCUGCUCUCCGAAAUCCGACUCUUCGACCUUCAACGAGGGGUGGACUACCAGCACUCCACUGACGACUGGCUGUUCGCUUUCGACCUGUUUAACGGCCAGUGCUGGAGGAAGGUGCACGGGAAACAUGGCUAUGAGGAGCCAUCUUCGGAACUGCCUCGACCGUUGAUUCCAGGGGAAUCGUACCCUGGCUCUAGCCCAAGUGGGCCAGGGUACCCAUCGGCAGCUUCUGAACCUUACCUUCCCGCUUCUGGACCCCCAAGCGGCCAUGAUUAUAAACCUGGAUACCCCUCAGGCCCACCCAGUGGCCCUGGGUACAAACCUAUCUACCCCUCCAGCCCAGGGUACCACGAACCAAGCGGCCUCGGUCCUUCCGGUCCUAGCUACAAACCUGGUUACCCUGAACCGUGCGCACCUGGUUGCCAACCUCCGUUUAGACCUUCGGAACCGAGCGGACCCGGUUAUCACAAACCGGAUUACAGGCCGGGUCCGAGCAGGCCUAGUUACUUACCCGGGCCGAAACCUGAUUAUGGUUCAGAGCCAAGUGGUCCUGGAUACUUGCCUAGACCAAAACCGGAUUAUAGACCUAACCCGGUUAGACCCAGUUAUUCCCCGGGGUAUGAACCUGGCUAUCGACCAUCAGGAGUGCCCGGAUAUCCAGAUUCCGGGUUCAAGCCAGGGUACCCGCCUCCACAGCCGGAACCAGGGUACAGGCCAGGGGAAGGUAGGCCCAGGCCUUAUCCUGAGGGACCUGGUGGGCCUAGUAGGCCCAAACCUGGGCAUGGAGGACAUAGGGAGGAAGAACCAUUAUCAGUAUCAUGGCGCCACUACACCGUGUCUGGGUUCCCCUGUCGCGCUGGUACCACUUGUGCCCAGAAUAAGGUCGCUGGGCAUUGGGCCUGCGAACCAGAAGGGGGAGAAGUUGGUUCUUGGGACUACUGUUGCGCGCCGACUCACCGUUGUGGUUACAGCGAAGGUUUCCCAAAGCCAUGGUGCUACGUAGGAACGAUUGAAGACCAAUGGCGUCCUUGCAGCGAGAAGUACUAUCCGUACCACCAGCACAAUAUACCACACCCCUCUCAGGGCGGACACAGAGAUGACCACCGAGCGCCCCAAAGGCCCCCCGGCCCCCCGGCCCAUCCAAACCGAUUCCAAGAUGGCGACCGACCGCACUUAGGCCCGUACGCGUCCGAAGCAGAGAGAAAAUACUGGGAUGAUCUAUACAAGAAUGGACCACAAGCGUAUUACGAUAAAUACGGGAAUCCCUUGCCAGGAUACACCAAAGUACCGACCGCCAGUCGUCCGUACAUCAAGUACCGCCACAACUACCAAGGACCUGGGUCCGGCACGUGGGUCCCAGUAGCAGGGGACCCUGACCCUCACGCCUCUGGAGGACUUGGAGCUCCCAGAUACUGGCCAGUAGCAUACCUCCAUAAGGGUCCUCCGCCAAACAUGACGUACUUCGUCUACAAUGAAACCAAACCAACCACGACUACCACAGAAACCUAUCCUCGGACACCCAUAGCUCCACCAAGAGAAAAUCCACCUCAAAAUUUCAACAGAGUUACCGACAAGCCAAAAGACAGUGAUGUAGUCGAAGCCAGACACCAUAGAGAUGAGAAAACCAGAAACAUAACUGACAGAGACUUAUUCCAAGUGGAUUUGAAUCAGUUUACUACAACGACUACUACAACUAGCACUACUACUACAAAUAAACCUGAAAUACAAUCUGAUUCUCUUGUUAAAGAAAUAGAAACGCAGCAAAACAAAUCAGAAGUAGAAAUGAUUCAACCAGAGAAUGUUGAAGCUGAAAAAGAGAGUGAGAAAUUAAAAGGGAUAGAUGAUAAGUUACCAGAUUUCACCAGUCCUAUUGAGGUUUUAGAUAUUGAAGAUGCUAAAGGUGAAAAGAUGUCGGAUUUGAAAACUUUGGAAGCAGAAGAGAGGCAGAUCGAAGAGAUUGGGAGACUUCUUGCUUCUAGACGAGGCAGCAAACUUGUGUUGGAGAAACGAUCUCAAAAGGAUUUGGAAGCAAAGAACAUAGCAGUCGACAAAGAACUAGUCGACUUCAAUUUCGGAAAUCGAUUCCCGACCACUGAAAGAAGGGGUGUCAUCCAGAAAGUUACCAAAGACGAGAUAGAAAGGGAAAGGAAUGCAGAUAAAAGCUUGGAAGUGAGCGAGACGACAUUCGUCCGACCUCCCCGAGUUUUGAGCACUACUGAAAACAUCAGAAAAGCAAUUGUUAAUGGGAAAGUUUUCUAUGAUGCAACUAUAAGGGAACAGAGAGAUAUAUUCUCUAACGCCACAAGAAAGGCUAAAGGCUUUAGGCAGCUAGAAGAUGUUAGAGGACCGUCAGUGAUAACUAAUAGUAAUUUUGGUAAGAAGAAAGUUAUAAAAGCUAGAAAUGUCAAUCCGGUCAGAAGGGUGCGUAGGGUGUACAGAAAAAGGUACAACCCAGAAGAAGUGAGAAGAAGGUUGAUAGAAAGAGAGAGAAGCAUGAAAAUGGAAAACGAUACUUCUAGAAAACUUUAGUUAUUAAUUGAUAAGAAACUAAUCUUAAAUGAUGAAUAAUGUUCCGGCAGUUAGGGGUAAGAUAGCCAGUUCCUCCGUGGUUGAGGAUUCCGGGUGAAGCUCGCUUCCACUUCGGCCUGAUCAUCACUUGCCAUCAGCUUCCUCGUUGUGGAUUAAAAAAUAAUAUCAAUUUCAUGUUUAUAAUUGAUUUGA
Molecule: messenger RNA, 7176 nt
Organism: Ostrinia furnacalis (Asian corn borer)
Lineage: Eukaryota; Metazoa; Arthropoda; Insecta; Lepidoptera; Crambidae
Exons: 21
Coding region: 1-6984 (2327 amino acids)
Biological process (GO): anatomical structure morphogenesis
Source: RefSeq, a predicted model, not a curated record